Messenger RNA from Pogoniulus pusillus (Red-fronted tinkerbird), 996 nucleotides. It is a transcript of the gene LXN, whose product is annotated as latexin. NCBI's taxonomy places the organism in Eukaryota, Metazoa, Chordata, Aves, Piciformes, Lybiidae. The record is from RefSeq and is a predicted model, not a curated record. The transcript is spliced from 5 exons. Bases 19 to 609 code for a protein of 196 amino acids. Gene Ontology annotation, molecular function: metalloendopeptidase inhibitor activity.
GAAGCAGUCCGCAGCGCCAUGGAGCUGUCUCCCAGCCGCUUCCCGGCCGGCCGGGCCGCGGCGCUGGCCGCCGCCUACCUCUGCUACCGGCGGGGGAGCCCCAGCCGCGGCCUGGCGCUGCGCGGGGUGCGCCGAGCGCGCAGGGAGGACAUAGCUGAUGUUGGGCACAAGUACCACCUGGAACUGGUGUUAGAAGAUGUCCUUGCCAAAGACACGACUGUUAACUGCACUGCUGAGGUUCUCUACCACCUGGGCCACCAAGCCAGCGCUCCAGAGGUGCAGGUCACACUGGAAGGAGAGCUCAGGGACACGGCUGAAGCAGACAAUGUGUUCUACAACCGAAUCAAGAGCCUGGACCGAGAGCUGGUGGCAGAAAACAUCCCAGACAGCCAGGGCACUGUGCCCCCAGACCUGGAGCCUCUGCACCUGCUGGCCUGGGCUGCCUCUGGCUACCUCACCUGGCAGAACUCCACUGAAAGCACCAACUUCCAGCUCGCCCAAGUCAAACGUGUCCAGCAAGUGUGCCUGAGCUCCACCUGCUUGGUUCACAGCAGCUGCCACUUGGAACUGAGCUGCAUCAGAGCUUUUCUCUUCAGUCAGCAGAACUGAUGCAGCUCUUUUAGAGGGGAAUGGGGAGGGGAAGCCUCAAAUUCACAGGCUCACAGAUGUCAGGGGUUGGAAGGGACCCGUCCAACCCCUGCCAGAGCAGGACCACACAGUCUAGCUCAGGGCACAUAGGAACACAUCCAGACAGGCCUGGAAAGGCUCCAGAGAAGGAGACUCCACAGCCUCUCUGGGCAGCCUGUGCCAGGCUCUGGGACCCUUCCAGUGAAGACGUUGCCCCUUGUGCUGAGCUGGCACCUCCUGUGCUGCAGCUUCCACCCAUAAUUCACCCAUUUCCAUCUUGUCUCUCCAGAGGAGAAGUGAUGAGUAUCUGGAAUUUGACUACUUGGUUCUGCUCCACGAGAUGGUGUCCCAGGUAAAGCCUUGGUUCCC